AUGAAAAAGCAACUCCAUGAAAGUAUAGAAGAAAAUAAAGAAGAUGAAUUUAUGUAUUUAAUAGAUGGUUUUACAAUGACACCAAAAUAUCUUCUUAAAGGCUGUCAAAAAUCACAUCAAUUAUAUCUUCAUCAUACAUGUUUGGAAAGCAUUCCUCAAAUAUCAGAAGAUACAGACAUUAAUAUUUUGGAGAAGUUUAAUGAACGAUUAGAUGGAUGUUCGGAUGAAAUACUUUCUCCAUUCAAAACUCGAGGCAUUUUAUUAUUAAAAAUGAAUGCAAUUUGUAGAGGAAAUACUCCAGUACAACUCCAAACCAUUAAACUUCUUCAAGAAUUAUACCAAAAAGAUAUUCUUCCAAUCAUUCCAUUAAAAACAAAAAGGAGUAUUUGUAACAAUACAUAUCAUAUUGCUGCUGUAGGAAAAGUACUUCUUGGAGAAGGGGAAGUUCUUUAUAAUAAUGAAAGAAAAAUGACAUUUGAAGUAUUUGAGAAAUUACAAAUUAAACCAAUUAAAAUGAAGACUCCUGAAUAUAAAGCAUUUUUAGAAGGAAAUGAAAUGAAUGUUUUAACAAUGAUUAAUGGAAAUGCUCGAAUAUGGAAUUGUUUUAAUGCAUUAGUUCUUGGAGUGUUUUUGGGAUUAAUUGCAAAUAACAAAAUAACACAACCAGUAGACUCUUCAUUUUUUAAACAAUUCACUAUGAAAGGACCUUCAAGACUAUUUAAUUUAACUAAAAAACUCUUUAGAGAAACAAAAGAAAAUGAAUAUAAAGGAAUUCAUCAAAUCCAAACAGAUGCAACAGUAGUUGAUUUCAUUUGUUCAUUUGGUAGAAUACUUGAAAUUUUAAUUCUUAAUAAAGAAAUGAUUGAAAUAGAAUUAAAUAGUGUUAGAGAUCAAUGUUUUGUUGUUCAAAGAAAAGAAGAUAUUGGUACAUCAACACCAUUAUGGGGAUGUGGAAGUUAUAGUGGUAUUAUUGCAUACCAAAUUACAGGAGUUAUUAAAGAAUGUAUUUUACUAGCAAAACGUUAUUCCAAUUUAGUUGACAUUACAAUUUGUUUACCUGAAGAAAAUGAAGAAGAAAAAGAAGUUAUAGAAAGUCCUUAUGAAAAUUCCUUAGUUCAAUUAAAAACAAGAAUUGAUCAACUAUGUAAAGUUAUUGAAAAUUAUUAUCUUGGUGUUAUACAAUUAGAUAAAACAAUAAUAGAAAAAACACCAAUAAAUGACCUUUUUAUUGAAAUUAAAUCUAUAGAACCUUCAAUAUUAGUUGAUUUUAUUAAAUAUGGUGAUAUUGAUAAACUUAUUAAUGAACAUCAUUUUAAUUUUUAA
This is a messenger RNA of Entamoeba nuttalli P19, 1323 nucleotides long. RefSeq names its product histidine ammonia-lyase, putative. Lineage: Eukaryota; Evosea; Mastigamoebida; Endamoebidae. Bases 1 to 1323 code for a protein of 440 amino acids. Gene Ontology annotation, molecular function: ammonia-lyase activity. The record is from RefSeq and is a predicted model, not a curated record. The transcript has a single exon.